Cucumis melo (muskmelon) is the source of this 1658-nucleotide messenger RNA. RefSeq names its product E3 ubiquitin-protein ligase BIG BROTHER-like. Bases 487 to 1233 code for a protein of 248 amino acids. The transcript has 8 exons. Lineage: Eukaryota; Viridiplantae; Streptophyta; Magnoliopsida; Cucurbitales; Cucurbitaceae. Gene Ontology annotation, biological process: protein ubiquitination; negative regulation of organ growth. Gene Ontology annotation, molecular function: ubiquitin-protein transferase activity; ubiquitin conjugating enzyme binding. The record is from RefSeq and is a predicted model, not a curated record.
GGAGAUUGAUUAGAUGAGAUGGAAUCUGUUGUUGCACGCAAUCAAAGAAAACUGAGAGAAGAAGAGCUAAAGAAAGCGAGAGAAAUUCUCUAUACCUUCGUCCAAAUUGGCCGAAGAAACCUACAGAAACCAAACCAACCACAAUCAUUCAACCAUAGACUCUCUCUCUCUUUUUCCCCAUCAAAGUUGAUCAUUGUCUCUUUCUUUCUUUAAUCCCUUCCCUCUUCCUUUCGAAUCAAUCCCCUUUUCCUUUUCCUUUUCUUCUCUUUUCUCUUCUCCCACUUCAUUUUCAUCUAGUUUUCCAGCAUCCCUUUUGUUUUUUUCCUUCAUCUCUUUCACUUCUUCCUCCAAUUUCGAUUUUUUCUGCUGACCCACAUGUUCUUUUGAGCUUUUCAUUCUUUGGAUUCGGCGUCGGAGCUGCUUGUUUGUCUUCUGCGGAUCGCUCCGUCGUUGAAAUAAUAUUUGUUGAAUUCAGUUGUGUAUGAAAUGAGUUGGAACAACACGCCGCAGACAGAAGUUCAUCAUGUUAACACCAAUUAUCCUUAUAACACUGCCGGAAGUUUUCUGGAAUACUUUGAAGGACUUACCUACGAACAUGUAAAUUUCAUUUUUUCGGGUGCUUCACAUUCUCAGGAGAAUGUUUAUCCUCCACUGAAUUCAAACUUUUACAAGUUUGGGUUUUCAGAUUUUGGGAGUCCUUCCUAUUACAACCCACCUCAAGCUUAUAGGAUGCAUGAUCACGAGCCCAUAAUUUAUGAACAUAGAAGGCUAGAAAAUUCUGCAACUCAGCCUAAUUUACAGAGUACCGUAAAUCCUGAAUUUGAAGAAAUUACAAAUACUAUAGCAUUUGACAACCAUGUAGAAUGUCCAAGGAGACACCAUAAUUCACAUGAUUUUCAGGUUGUUUGGCAAGACAAUGUAGAUCCUGAUAAUAUGACUUACGAGGAAUUACUAGAGUUGGGUGAGACAGUUGGAACUCAAAGUCGAGGUCUAUCUCAAGAAUUGAUCGCUUUGCUUCCGAUAUCAAAGUACAAAUAUGGUUUCUUCUCAAGGAAAAAGUCACGAGGAGACCGAUGUGUGAUAUGCCAGAUGGAAUAUAAACGAGGUGAUCGGCGGAUCACUCUGCCGUGCAAACAUAUCUACCAUGCUGGUUGUGGAACCAAAUGGCUUAGCAUCAACAAGGCUUGCCCCAUAUGUUACACAGAGGUGUUUGGUGAUACUUCAAAACGCUAAGUCUUCUUCUCACUUCACUGUGUUAGAUGACAGAAGAACAUAAUCUUUGUUAUUGUUUAUUAUUUUUAAAAUUUUUGUGAAAAAGAAAGAAAGAAUAUAUAUAUAUAUAUAUAUAAAUAUAUUUAUAUAUAUGGAGUGGCAAGGCAAUCACUUGAUUUUUCUUUCUUAAAUAUUCCCACUUUAGUAAUAUGGCAGUGCUGAAGUGAAUAAAGCUUAAUUCCCCUUGUAUUAGCUUUAUCAGUGUUUGGUGUUUGGAUUGGCUUUUUUCUUUUCUUUUUUUCUUUCCCUUUUUUUUUGGCAAAGGUAAGAGAUGUGUAAGGAUUGGUAAGUUUAGGAAUGGGAAACAAUUAGUUUCUUUAGCUUCUUAUGUAUCCAUGAAGAUUAGUAUUUUAUAGAAAUUUUGUAAUUGAUAGUCUUUUUGUUAU